This is a messenger RNA of Tuber melanosporum (Perigord truffle), 1846 nucleotides long. RefSeq lists its product as uncharacterized. Gene Ontology annotation, biological process: tRNA methylation. The record is from RefSeq and is a predicted model, not a curated record. Gene Ontology annotation, cellular component: tRNA (m1A) methyltransferase complex; nucleus. The transcript has 4 exons. NCBI's taxonomy places the organism in Eukaryota, Fungi, Ascomycota, Pezizomycetes, Pezizales, Tuberaceae. Bases 1 to 1749 code for a protein of 582 amino acids.
AUGGAACCCGUGUUUGUGAAAAGCUUGUAUCAUAGCCCCUCGUUAAAAAUUUUGAGCCGCCUGGACCCACCCAACAAUCAACAAAUCUUUUUCCCUUUUCCAAUCACCUUCACAUCAACUCCCGGAUCCGGCACUUUCGAUCCUUAUAACAAGGCAAAGAUGCCCGAAACACCAGACCCCGACACGACCCCGGCCUCAAACCCACUCCCCCCUCCAUCUGCAUUUCUCCACACCCCCGAAUCAAUACCGUACUCAUCCUCGCCGUCGAUAAUCCACCUAAAACGGGACCUACUUGUCCCCCUCUCCUUCCAAUCCAACGGCGCUCAGGCGGAAACCCAUGACGCCCGCGCCGCAGCCUACAGCUCCAAAGGCGUGCUAAACACCCGCUUCGGCGACUUCCCGCACUCCUCUAUCGUCGGAAUACCCUACGGGAGUCAGGUCCGCGCCGCACCGCGAACGAACAAUGAACAGAACCGGAAGCGCAAGCGGAUGGAGGACGCUGAUGAGGGAGAAACUGCCGAACCUGUAUCUACGGGGUUCAUACAUGUGCUUGCGCCGACGGCGGAAUUGUGGACUGCUAGUCUGCCGCAUAGAACGCAGGUUGUGUACAUGCCUGAUAGUUCAUUUAUCUUGCAUAGGUUACAGGUCCGGCCUGGGUCGGUGCUAAUUGAGGCAGGAGCUGGAAGUGGGAGUUUUACACAUGCCGGAGUUCGUGCGGCGUACAACGGCUUUGAGUUCCAUAAAGAGCGGGUGCAGAAGUUGACGGAUGAGAUUGAGAGGCAUGGACUUGACGGGUUGGUGGAGAUUGUGCAUCGGGAUGUUUGUAAGGAUGGGUUUUUGGUUAAGAGGAUGGUAGGUGAGGAAGAGGAGGAUAUUUCCCCUGAAGCCACCGCCGUCUUCCUUGACCUUCCGGCCCCUUGGCUUGCAUUACCACACCUCACUCGCCGGGCACGCCCAACGCCUUCAUUACCGACCUCUACGGGGCUCACCCCGUCCCCUUCGCCUGGCCCCACAACGAGUGUUGGGAAGAUCGGCGAAGCAGUCAGAAUUUGCACCUUCUCGCCAUGUAUCGAGCAGGUGACUCGAACAGUCAAUGUGCUGCGCAAACUCGGCUGGGUGGACGUUGAGAUGGUCGAAAUCCAACACCGCCGCAUAGAAGUCCGCCGAUUGAACCCGAAAGGCUACGAAGAUGGUGCGGGCCCACGAACAGUCGGAGAGGCGGUUCAGAGAUUGAAAUGGAUCGGCGAAUACCGCGAACACAAACGCAAAAAGAAUCCGGCGGAUUCUACUAUCACAACCCAACAAAAUCCGACCGAAGCGUGGAAGACACAGAAUAGCCGCGAGAAGAAGGGUGCAAAGGAUGGCAAGAUUGUCACAAGGAUCGAACCGGAGAUCAAGAGCCACACGAGUUAUCUUGUUUUUGCUGUGUUGCCUAGGGAAUGGACUGUGGAGGAUGAGGCUGCCGCGCAGGCACUAGUGAAACAGACAACUAAGAGUGUUGUGAAUGCUCCGGUUGAUGGUAAUCUCAAGGGCAAUGGGAAACUCAAGUGGAAAGGGGAGACGGAGGAAAGGCCCAUAAGUAAACGCCAGAUCAAAAAGGCGGAAAGAGAGAAGAGAAAGGCGGCGGAGAGAAGGCUCAAGGGAGAGGAAGCAGUAGAGGAUAAAAGCGGUCCACCAGCCAACGAGGGAGAGGGAGAGGAUGUCCCAGGCACGGAAUGUGGAAAUGAUGAAACCGAGGUUGCUGGGUAGUGGUCUGAUUGGGCCUGGUGUAUUAUAAUCGUUAGAGUAGAGCUGUAACAUAGCUUGUACGCCUUAGCACCAGUUAAUCAACGUAAUGACCCUGUAA